Molecule: messenger RNA, 1431 nt
Organism: Mesorhabditis spiculigera
Lineage: Eukaryota; Metazoa; Nematoda; Chromadorea; Rhabditida; Rhabditidae
Source: the annotation of a GenBank genome assembly
AUGUCGUCGACCCGUCGCCGGGACCAUCUGGCCGCAUUCUCCGACUCGGGAGGCUCUUGGCGCCGACAGAUUCUGCCCGACUCGGACAGCGAUUCGGAUUCGGGAUGUGUGCUCGACGAGUACGCGUGGACACCGCCCAGGCACACGCCGCACAUGGUGCACCUCUAUUUCGCCAGCAUCCCCGAGGACAAGGUGCCCGUCACCGGGUCGGCCGGCGAGAAAUGGCGCGAACGCCAGUUGAAAAUCCAACACCCUCCGCAGGACUCGGAUCCUCUAUGCUGUGGCCCGUUGACGCGCGACGAGGUGGACGAGCUCAAGGUUUUCGACGUCAGCCGCAAGCAGAAGGCUUUUGGGCGCGCCGUCGUCGAAAAGACACCAUAUGAUGGGCUGCUGAGGCGUUGUGGAGGGUGCAACGACGCCCCCCUUCAAGAAGGCCAAGUGGCCGUCUACGCCGAGAAGGUCGACCGCUGGUUCCACCCGGCCUGCUUCAACUGCCAAAAAUGUCAGACGUUGCUCGUUGACCUGCUCUACUACGCCCACGGAAAUACCGUCUACUGCGGCCGGCACCACGCCGAGCAGUUCAAGCCCCGCUGCGCCAAGUGCGAUGAGCUCGUCUUCUGUGGGGAGGUGGUCGACGCGGAGAAUCGCAGUUGGCAUCGACACCACUUCACCUGUCAGCAAUGUGAACGGCCGAUCGGUGGAAAUCGUUACGUCGUGCACGGUGGACGCUUCAUGUGCCUGCGCUGCGAAUCAAGAACGCUAGGCCCACCACCGCCAAACCCUGGCUCAUGCUCGACAUGCCGAAAAAUUAUUCGUGAAAACGAACCGCACAUCGCAAAGGGUGAGGACAUCUGGCACGCAAACUCAACCUGCUUCCAAUGUCGGUCAUGCCGCCGUACACUCCUCGGCCGCCCUUUCGAAGUCUUUGAGGAUGGUUGGCUGAUUUGUCAGCAUGGGUGCAGGGAGGAGACGCCGAUCGCCUCGACGAGCCGUUACACACAUGAGAAUGGGCGACAGCGGGGCGGUCGUCGCCGAAGGAGAAGUUUAUCCGACCGCGAUGAGCCUGAACAGCAUCGCCACGUCGAGCAAGCGGCGCUUGCACGCCGACCGCCGCCUCCGAGAACUGCGCCCCCGCCGCCACCAGCUAAUGAGGGAAUUUAUGAAACUGUCCUGGCCGUGCCUACACCAGAAAAAUCUAAACUGAAAAUGCGCCCAGCCAACCUCUACUCAUCUACCCCGAAUCAACUUCGCCGAACAGAUUCCGAGCCCCUCUAUGAUAGGCCCUUAUAUGCAACCUCAUCCGAUUCUUCCGACGACGAGGAUGUCUACUAUGUUCAACAGAUGAUGGCUGCUGCAACCAUAGCUAAAAACACCGAAGUCACCAAGAUCCGCAAGGCCAAACGACGGAAACAAACGCGAUGUAUCAUCAGU